Molecule: messenger RNA, 6018 nt
Organism: Acipenser ruthenus (sterlet)
Lineage: Eukaryota; Metazoa; Chordata; Actinopteri; Acipenseriformes; Acipenseridae
Product: leucine-rich repeat neuronal protein 1-like
Exons: 2
Coding region: 868-3063 (731 amino acids)
Molecular function (GO): protein binding
Source: RefSeq, a predicted model, not a curated record
UAAGAUCUAUUAGCAGAACCAUGGACUGGAAACCUAAUUUAUAUUUAUUCCACCCUGGCUCUCCGUGGAUAAAGAGGCUGUGCUGACUGCACAGCUGGCUGGCUAAUCGUUGACCGCGUUCCGUGAAGGACAGGCGUACUGCCCAAUCAGGCGUGAAGUGAACAGAAGGGGAGGAGGAACCUCCUUCUGUGCUGGAGAAGAAAGCGCUGGGCUGCAGUGUGGAAGGCAGCGGGUUUGAGGAGCUCAGUGGUUAGAUAAAGAAAGCGCUGGGCUGCAGUGUGGAAGGCAGCGGGUUUGAGGAGCUCAGUGGUUAGAUAAAGAAAGCGCUGGGCUGCAGAGUGGAAGGCAGCGGGUUUGAGGAGCUCAGUGGUUAGAGCGCUGGGCUGCAGUGUGGAAAGCAGUGGGUUUGAGUAGCUCAGUGGUUAAAGAAAGAAAGAAAGAAAGAAAGAAAGAAAGUGCUGGGCUAUCCGCAAACGCCAAACCGUAAUCAGUGAGAUUAGGAGAAAGGUUGACUAGAGGAGAAGAAACCUCGUGUUACAUUUUGAUCGCAUUCUAGGCCUGCCUCGUUUGUUGGACUACAGUGACCUCUUGUGGCACAGAGUUAGAAUGACAUCAAACACUUUCUGCAGUCAAAUCAAGUCAAUGUACAUUAUGAAGAAGGCACCAGGCAAAACAUGAAGACUGUUUUACAAGGUUGUUAACCAAGAGCUCAUGAGGCUUGUGAGAUUGACUGUGAUAUAGAAACGCACGGAGCUUACAAGACUUUCAGGUGCCAGUUGUAAGAUUGCUACCAUUGCAGCUGACUGGACGCUUUCCAGUAGGAAGACCCUCUAAUAAGUCCGAGUCCUCGCUCUGCCUUCUGUAGAAAUGGGGAGGAGAAGCAUUCUUGGGUGGCCCAUCUUGGCAUCCCAGCUCCUGGCGGUCUGUCUGGUCCUGGGCACCCCCCCUUCCUACUGCCCCCCGCAGUGCGUCUGCGACACCCGUCCCUGGUACACCCCACAGUCUGUGUACCACCAAGCCAAGACGGUGGACUGCAACGAGCUCCAGCUGAGCAGCGUCCCUUGGAACAUCUCGGCAGACACCCAGGUCCUCCUCCUGCAGAGUAACAACAUCUCCCGCGUGACCUUCGAGCUCCAGAACCUGGCCAACCUGACCGAACUGGACUUGUCCCAGAACCACUUCGCUGGGAUCCGGGAUGUUGGCUUGGCUAACUUGUCCCAGCUCAUCACCCUAUACCUGGAGGAGAACCAAGUGCAGGACCUCCCUGAUGACUCCUUGAGGGACCUGGCCAGCUUGGAGGAGCUCUACAUCAACCACAACCGCAUCUCCAGCAUUGGCCCCAAGGCCUUCUCUGGCUUGGGCAACCUGCUGAGGCUCCAUCUGAAUUCCAACCGGCUCAGGACCAUCGACAGCCGCUGGUUUGAGACUCUGCCCAACCUGGAGAUCCUUAUGAUCGGGGAAAACCCCAUCCUGGGCUUGAAGGACAUGAACUUCCAGCCUCUGUCCAAGCUCCACAGCCUGGUCCUGGCCGGGAUGGAGCUUAAGGAAGUCCCCGCAGAUGCCUUCAAAGGUUUGGAGAACCUGGAAAGCCUGUCGUUCUUCGAUAACAAGCUGGCGGCCGUGCCCAGGGCGGGCUUGAAGACCCUCCCGUCUCUGAAGUUCCUGGACCUGAACAAGAACCCCAUCGUGAAGGUCCAGGAGGGGGACUUUCAGGACUUCCCGCACUUGGAAGAGCUCAGCCUGAACAACAUGGACGAGCUGAUCGCCAUCGAGGAGGGAGCGUUCGACAACCUGCCCGAAAUGGGCAAGCUGGAUGUGAGGAACAACCCCCGGCUCUCCUUCGUCGCCCACGGGGCUUUCCGGAGAAUGUUCGGCCUCCGCACCCUGAUGAUCAGCAACAACGACCUGGGCUUGCUGCACCGAGAGGUCCUCGCCUCCUUCCCCAGACUAGACGAGGUCAGCCUCCACAGCAACCCUAUCCGCUGCGAGUGCCUCUCCAACUGGGCCUCCGCGUUCGGCAGCCCGGCCAACGUCCGCUUGCUGGAGAGCCAGAUCACCCUCUGCGCCUCCCCGCCCCAGCUGAGAGGCCACCAGCUCCAGGAGGUCAUCUACAGCUGGGGCUUGACCACCAACUCCUGCCUGCCCCUGAUAUCCCUUCACGGGUUUCCAGACCAUCUCAACGCAACCAUGGGGGCUUCCUUGUCCCUGGAUUGCUGGGCAACGGCCGACCCCGCUCCCCAGUUUUAUUGGAUCACCCCCACUGGGGUCAAGAUCACGGUGGAUACCGUUUCAGGGAAGCACCGGCUACGUGGACAAGGGACUCUGGAGAUCCGGCAAGCAGGCGCCAACGAUUCUGGGCUGUACACGUGCGUGGCGUGGAAUUCGGAAGGCGGGGACACCAGGAGCAUCACCUUGCAUGUGGACGGGGGUGACGGACUCUCCCUCCCUGCUUCCGAGGCGUCCAAUUCCACGGACGCCCUGGUGAUCCUGGCCAAGCGGGUCCACGCCCGUUCAGUGGUGGUGGAGUGGAAGCUGUACCCAGGAGGUCCCAGCCCUGCCCACGAAACCGGGCAGCCCGAAUGGACUUCGGCGACCAUGAAGAUCCACAACGCUCACCUCAGCUACACGGCCAAAGUCCCGGUUGACAUCCAAGAGUACAACCUGACCCAUCUCCAGCCGUCGACGGAAUACGAGGUCUGCUUGACCGUGACCUGCUUGGGUCACCAGAGCCAGAGCUCCUGCCUCAACGUGACCACCAAGGAGGCCACCUUCGCCGUGGAGAUGGUGGCCCAGCCUGGCAGCGUGGCUCUAGCGGCCGUGAUGGGGUCUCUGUUCGCCAUCUUCAUCAUGGCCCUGCUGGUGUUUUACAUGGGCUGGCGCAUGAAGCAAAAGGCUUGCCACCACUCCCUGAAAAAGUACAUGCAGCACCCCACCUCCAUCCCCCUGAACGAACUCUACCCUCCCCUGAUCAAUCUCUGGGAGAACGAAACCGAGAAGGAGAAGGAGUGCACCCUGGAUCCACAGACCGUGCAAAUAGACACUUCGAAGACUUAUAUGUGGUAGUUACCUACCUACUGCUGGGGUACUGCUUAAAGAUGACAGAUGAGGAGAGAUAUAUAUAAAUUUGUGGAUGUGGGAGGGUUUUCUCCAUUCUUUCUAAGCUGGAAGAUGCCGGAUCACCCCCUCACAUCUUUGGAAAUGGCACAGUCCACAAAAGCAAUAGUGGAAUUCUGGGAAGUGUAGUUUUUUAGUUGAUGUUUCCAGCUCUGUAUGAAGUUGUAGUUCUGUUUUUUUUUCUGCUUUGGUAAGGAGAGACUGAUGUGGAAAAGUAAGAGGGGAUAUUGUUACAAGCUUAGGUAUAGUCAAUUUAAUUGACUACUAAUUCAGUAGUUUUAAUGUUUUAUUUUAUUUUUCACAUUUUGACCACUUUUUUAAACUUUUAAAUUGCAUUCCCUGCCUCAAGAUGGCUUCCCAUGUACCCGCAUGGACCUCUCAGAACUACAUUUCCCAUCACCCUCCUGCUCACAUUUGUAACUGAGAUGGAUUUACCAGUGAGCAGGAGGAUGAUGGGAAAUGUAGUUCUGAGAGGUCCAUGCGGGUACGUGGGAAGCCAUCUUGAGGCAGGGAAUGCAAUUUGAAAGUUAAAAAAGUGGUCAAUGUAAAAAUAAUAAUAAUAAUUAUUAAAACGACACACACCUUACGUAAACAGUUUUAGCAACACAUGGGAACAUGUAACACAAUCAAAUAAAAAGGUCCUUAUGUGCCCCUUUAAGGGUAUAUAGUUUAGCCAAGAACAAAACAUAAUUAGGGGGAUUGGAGUCUUUAAAAUCUUGGUUGACAAACUUAACUGUAAACACAGCACAGAAACCAGGACCAGAGGACGCACAGUGUGGAAAUGAAGUGGAGACAGACUUAGGACAGAGGGAAGGAGACUCUUCUUCACACAGAGAGUGGUGAGGGGAUGGAAUGGGUUACCUAGUCAUGUUGUUGAAGGAGACUGUUCUUCACACAGAGAGUGGUGAGGGGAUGGAAUGGGUUACCUGGUCAUGUUGUUGAAGGAGACUCUUCUUCACACACAGAGCCGUGAGGGGAUGGAAUGGGUUACCUAGUCAUGUUGUUGAAGGAGACUCUUCUUCACACAGAGAGUGGUGAGGGGAUGGAAUGGGUUACCUAGUCAUGUUGUUGAAGGAGACUCUUCUUCACACAGAGAGUGGUGAGGGGAUGGAAUGGGUUACCUAGUCAUGUUGCUGAAGGAGACUCUUCUUCACACAGAGAGUGGUGAGGGGAUGGAAUGGGUUACCUAGUCAUGUUGUUGAAGGAGACUCUUCUUCACACAGAGAGUGGUGAGGGGAUGGAAUGGGUUACCUAGUCAUGUUGUUGAAGGAGACUCUUCUUCACACAGAGAGUGGUGAGGGGAUGGAAUGGGUUACCUAGUCAUGUUGUUGAAGGAGACUCUUCUUCACACAGAGAGUGGUGAGGGGAUGGAAUGGGUUACCUAGUCAUGUUGUUGAAGGAGACUCUUCUUCACACAGAGAGUGGUGAGGGGAUGGAAUGGGUUACCUAGUCAUGUUGUUGAAGGAGACUCUUCUUCACACAGAGAGCGGUGAGGGGAUGGAAUGGGUUACCUAGUCAUGUUGUUGAAGGAGACUCUUCUUCACACAGAGAGUGGUGAGGGGAUGGAAUGGGUUACCUAGUCAUGUUGUUGAGGCUGCAUCACUGGGAUCCUUUAAGACCCGACUGGACAAAGUUCUGAGAUCAAUCAGCUGUUCGGAACCAGACAAGAUGGCAUUUUCACACAAACUUUUGUUGGACUAUAUAUAUAUAUAUAUAUAUGUAUAUGAAAAUAAGUUUUUUUCUCAGGAAAUAACUUUGUAUUUAAUGUAUUGUUUAAUAAAUUAUUAGUAGUAGUAUUAGUAGUAGUAGAAGGAGGUGCAAUCAGUCAAUAUUUAUGUAUUUUUCAGACAUUUAUAAGGGAAUUAUAUUUCUGUUGGCUUUUCUUAAGUGUGUGCUUGCAUUGCCAAGUUCCAUCUCAAAGGGACUGUACAUUUAAGGAGCACAGUUAUAAAGCGUUGCUUAUAAACCCCACCAGAACCAGGAAGAAAUAAAACAAUCAAUCAAUUUGGGUGGAACUUGUCACUCAAAUGAGGAGCCUCUCCGAGUCGAUUAACCAUUCAAGGAUACCAACAUAUUUAAAAGGGGCAGGGUACCACGGUAAAAUAAUGGCUGCAAAUUCCUAAUAGGGGCAUCAGUGUGGAGUAGUGGUCAGGGCUCUGGACUCUUGACCGGAGGGUCAUGGGUUCAAUCCCAGGUGGGGGACACUGCUGCUGUACCCUUGAGCAAGGUACUUUACCUAGAUUGCUCCAGUAAAAACCCAACUGUAUAAAUGGGUAAUUGUAUGUAAAAAUAAUGUGAUAUCUUGUAACAAUUGUAAGUCGCCCUGGAUAAGGGCGUCUGCUAAGAAAUAAAUAAUAAUUAUAGAUUCCAGCAGAAUAUCUUCAGCACUCCCUCGGAGUUCUGAAGUCAUUAAUUUGACUUCAACCCCCCCCCCGCCCCCGUUAAAUCGUGUGGAUUUAAUUGCCCAGAUCUUUCGUUGUAACAAACAAUGUUGAUCAAAUUAUAAGGCUUUAAAAUAGUAAAUAGUUAGGAGUUUUUUAAUAAUGCUGUAAUGAAUUACUGAUUGGGAAAAAUCGAUCAGUCCAAUAAGAAAUGACAUCUUGUCAACAUUAUAAAUAACCCUAUACUGACAAUGAAGGCUGAUGAUAAUGAAACUUGGUGAAUGGGAUAGAUGGCUGGGUUUGAGUCAAAUUUCAGGGGUGUUCCCUCCCUGCUGGAUCUUUCUCUGUUUACACAUAGCGUACAGUGCUGUAUAAGGAUGUACCACGCACUGUAUGUCAGUGGAUUUUGUGUCCUCUCUGUACUGUAGUAGACUGCAUUUCCGAGCGGUUUUGACAUGCACAAUAUCACUGUAAAGCAGAAUUUAAUUCAGGGGAAUACAAAAAUUAAACUAUAAAAACACAA